Rhipicephalus microplus (southern cattle tick) is the source of this 2387-nucleotide messenger RNA. RefSeq lists its product as uncharacterized. The record is from RefSeq and is a predicted model, not a curated record. Lineage: Eukaryota; Metazoa; Arthropoda; Arachnida; Ixodida; Ixodidae.
CGUAUAUCGCGUACGCGUGUCUGUUGCGGAGCGGGUAGCGGAGAUGGGCGCGUCAAUUUUAUCCGUAUUUUUACUAGCGCUACUCCUCUCGGAUUCCAUCAUCUGCGGCCGCGCCCCGCAAACGGAGCAUGCAGAGAACGUCGAUCCCGCCGCAGCAUCGUCCAACCACGGAAGAACUUUCCUGAACUUUGACAGUUCCCCGGCCCAGACGCACCUCGAAUUCAACGGCGGCUUUUCCUCGAACUUGCACAGGGAUGAUGGCCACGGCGGUAACUCCGGCGUCUUCCCCCAUCCUAGGCCGGGUGACACGGGUUCGGUGCUGGGCGAUUACGACUACGCGACGUACGACCAAAGCAAUUACCCCCAGUGGCACAAGGUUCAUCUUACUUCCUCCGAACACGACGGGAACGCAGCGCAACCUUUCUGGUCCGCUUUGGGCCAGCAGCAACCAAUGGCGACGCACCUGCCUCAUGUAGUUAACCCAACGGUCGCCAAUAGACAGACUAUUGACCUCUCAGAGUUCCACCCCACCCACCCAUUUUUCGGGAGUAUGUUCACGAAGGGUUCGCCGAACGCUGGGGCUCGUGGUACCACGCCGCCGGUAGCGACCGAAAAUCGUCCUGGCUCUAGGGUCGACACGACUUCUAAGACCCCCACAUCUGGAGAAGCUGAGCGGACAACUGUGCCGACGUCCGUCGAGCCGGGAGUUCACGGGAACCGUGAUAACAAGGCAUUGCAGAACGGCGCUCCUCUCGCAACCUCGUCUCGAGUACUGCAAACCGUCGGCAUCGCUACGGCUUCAACCACCCGAUCACCACCGACGCUCGGUAAGAUCGCUGAAGCAUCCACACCAGGAGUUCGUCCUGGGCUGGCUGAGUCAACUCUCCGGACGACCACGAGCCCAAUAGGCGCUACUACUACUCGACACGCUGCAGAGCCUCGCACAGAAACAGACAUCACUAAGGGAAGUGUGACGUCCGCUGCAGUAAGUGCGACAAGCGGUACCACAUCAUCUUCGACUGGCGCGGCUCCCGCAGCCACGGACAUAGUUCUACGCCAGGCGGUCGCAGAAACCGUCGUUCCGCCUCCGGAGCAUUCCGGUGCUGUCGUGAAUCUUUCCACACCACCAGCUGGAGCCAACCAAGUCAUCGAGACCACUACUGGCCACUCGUUCGCCAACGUUGCAACCGGUAGUCCUCCAGUCCACCUGCAGACGACCACCAGCGUAACUGAGACCACAGCUACGCGACCAGUAAGGACCACGCCUUCGGACAAAGCGUCGCCGAAGACUGACUCUUCUACACUUCCUGGGAUCACGAUGCAGCCGUCUAAGCUUACAACUUCCCCGGUUGAAGUAGUCCCCCGAAACGUGUCUCAAGACAUCACGACUACGCAGGGCACCACGACUUUGCCCGCUGUCCCGAAAGUCGCCGGGUUGUCUGGUCGUCUCGAGACUACCACCAACUCUCCGCCUACCACGAGCACUCUCAUCGACGGCGUAUCGAAGAAUCGCACCACUGAGGCUUCUACCCGAGCACCGGUAGAUGAAAAGAACUCUAUUCCACCCAGAGUGGACGUCGAGUCUUCGACGGUAGGCACGACUUCGCCAGCGGUCACUGCCGGUGUGCGUCGACUGCACACUAGUGCAAGCCCCACCACACCCCCGCCAGAGAUAACUCUGCCAACUACCACAGUAGUACAGGGAGCGGAAGAAACUCCAGCGAAAAACGCCGCGCUCCAACAAACCCUUCCGCCUCCACGACCUGCUAGUCCGGUGACUACCACUAGGCCCCCGGUCACGCCCGACGCCUACUUCAGCCCGAUCACGCAGCAUGGUCCUCACGAGUUCGUGCCUCAACGCCACAGGGACGUGGAGGAUUACUACUACCACCGCUACCAAAAAGGCUUUAUGGAGGAUGACGACCUUCGCCAGGGCCAGUGCGGCAGGUGCCAGCGCAGGCUUCACUACUGCGUGCAGAAGUGCUUCACGCACCACAGCUGCGAGGCAGAGGCAAAUCCAGAGCUCACGUGCCCCCGCAUCAACGCCCCCUGCCUGCCUCCUUACAAGCACGAGGUUGACCAGUGUCGUCACAGCAACGAGUGCGAGAGCGCCAACCACCUGUGCUGCCUGGUCGGCUGCGCGCGUCGCUGCGUCCACGGUGUGCCCAUCCAGAAGCAGCACUAGACGGUACUGCUUUGCAGUUCUUCUGCUACGGUCGCCAACCUUCAACCGCCCGCGUUCGAGUUUACGCGCACCCACUGCGCCAACUCUGUGAUCUUAAAUUGUGACGGCUAACGUACUUUCAUGUGCUUGAUAUAAAACGGUCGCACGUCGGUGUUUUACUCGUUUUUUUUUUUCAAAGAAUAAAGUUUUAUCCGCGCUUUAA